Prosopis cineraria is the source of this 1430-nucleotide messenger RNA. RefSeq lists its product as uncharacterized. Gene Ontology annotation, molecular function: zinc ion binding. The transcript is spliced from 3 exons. The record is from RefSeq and is a predicted model, not a curated record. NCBI's taxonomy places the organism in Eukaryota, Viridiplantae, Streptophyta, Magnoliopsida, Fabales, Fabaceae. Bases 55 to 1194 code for a protein of 379 amino acids.
UGAAUGGGAUCGAGUGUGCUGUGUAGACUGUGAUUCUGGUCUUGUGUGAAUGAAAUGGAAUCUCCUCUUGCUCCCCAACGCAUUUCCCACUUCCAAGUUCCUUCGCCGCACACUCCAAUCCAAACAACUCGCCGUCCGGAUGAUCUCUGCUUCCGAUGCCGUCAACCAGGUCACUGGAGUCGCCACUGGCCUUUCAAACAAUCUCGCUCCCCCAUCGCUCCUCCUAAUUCCACAAUCGCAAAUAUUUAUUGCCGGUGCGGCCAUGGGUUUUGCGAGGUCCGAGAGGCCAAGAAUGAUCGGAACUGUGGCCGGAGCUACUACGUCUGCCCCAUCAAGAGAGGGAAAAAAUGUAAGGAUUUUGUUCAGUGGUGUGAGGAUCCUAUUGAUGAGAGCUACUUGCGUCCUCCUCAGUAUACAUACCCGACUUGUUCUUGUGGCGCCGGAGUUUGCAGGAGAGUCAAAGCUACAAGUGGUCCCCAUAAGGGGCGCUAUUUUUUUGCAUGCCCAAUUAAACAGGGUCAUGGAGCGUGCAGUCAUUGCGUGUGGGAGGAUACACUGUCGGCUAUUCCAAAUGUUGAAGAUCUUCUGGAUCCAGACAUGACUAUUGGCGAUCUUCAGGAUAUGGACAUUUCUCCAAAUAUUGAUGAUCCUCUGGAACCAGACAUUGUUCCAAAUACUAGCGAUCCUCAGAAUAUGGACAUUGCUCCAAAUACUGGCUAUCCUCAGGACACAGAUAUUAGUCCAAAUAUUGAUAUUGAUGAUUCUCUGGAUAUAGACAUGACAAUUUCAGUGUCAUGGGAAUUUCUUGAGGAGAAUGCACGGUCAAUGUUGCGUCAGAGAAUACCUUCCACGACCGGCAAUGACCUGUCUCCUGAAAAACACAUUCAGCAUCAUGAAGAGGAGAAAGUCAGACUUGCUUACACACCUGACAGUGACAACUCUGUCAGACCUGAGGAGCACAUUCAGUGUUAUGAGGAGGAGGAAGUGAGGCUUGGUAGCAUACAUAACAGUCAUGUCAAGGCCAAGGCCGAAUUUGAAGCAUCUCAAAAGCGUAGUCAAUUGCUUCGAGAGAAGGCUGAUCAGCUCAAGAUGAAGCUGCAGGAAUUAAAAGGUGAAAUCAUCUCAUGCGAGCUAGAGGCCAAGGAGAUACAGACUCGUCUGGAUGAGAUGGAAGCAAGCAUGAUGGACUGCUGAAGAAAGCAUGAAGAUCCUAGUUUAGUAAGGAGGGAGAAGCCAAGUAAAUAGGUGGAUUUCUAGCUUAAAUUAGAGAAAUAGUUUUCUAUAUCUUUGUAUGUUGUAUGAGUAACAAAUGAUUAGUGUGUUGUCAAGGAUUUAACCAAAGCAAAAAAUAAUUAACUAACUUGUACAUCUUAACUUUAGUGGCUGUAAAUUAUGUGGCGGAAAAUAAAUGAGUUUUAAUGUCUAAAUUA